Molecule: messenger RNA, 2227 nt
Organism: Drosophila busckii
Lineage: Eukaryota; Metazoa; Arthropoda; Insecta; Diptera; Drosophilidae
Gene: SMSr
Product: sphingomyelin synthase-related 1
Exons: 4
Coding region: 234-2021 (595 amino acids)
Biological process (GO): ceramide biosynthetic process
Cellular component (GO): endoplasmic reticulum membrane; Golgi membrane
Molecular function (GO): sphingomyelin synthase activity; ceramide cholinephosphotransferase activity; protein binding
Source: RefSeq, a predicted model, not a curated record
AUAAACACAAGUAAACUAAGCAGGCCAAAAUUUCAAGUGCAACAAAAUUGAACAAGUCUUGAUUUGCUCUUUUAUUUAAUGAUAAGGUGUAGGAUAAUAAUGUGCGGCGUACGCCUGGCUUGAGUUUAAAAUGCUGACGCGCGUAAACAAUUGGAAAGUAGAACCAAAUUUAAACUUGCAGUGAUUUGCUGAAACCAAAAGAAAAGAAAGCUCGUAAUUUUUUGUCUUUGACAAUGUGCGACAACAGUGAAAUUUGUGAGUCAGAGGAGGCGGAGACCGUGCAAGCCUCGCCGGCUAUGCAUAAUCUAAGCGAGAUCAAAACCAACAGCAACAAAGCAACAUCAACAGAACAGUUGCAAGUGUGGCAGUGGCAAGUGGCUGAGUUGCAACAAUGGCUCAGCAGGGAAAGUAAAGAAAAGUUCUCGCGCACGCUCUACGACUGCAUCAGCCUGGAGGCCAUCGAUGGCCAAGUGUUGCUGGCCAUGAGCGAGGAAGAUGUGCGUGACUUGCGCUACAAACUGGGCUAUAAGCUCACCUUUGGCGAGCUGAAAAAGUUUUGGCUAGCGGUGCAGCAGCUGCAGCGUCAGGUUGACGAGAAGAACACCACCCGCCCAUCCACACAUAAUGUGACAACCAAUGGUCCUUUGGUAUUGCUCACACAAGCAUCCUUUCAGCCAGGCGCAGGCGGUGCCGGCGGCGGCAAUAUUCUUAUGCCUUUUGCAUCUUUGCAAGCUGCACCAACAAUCGAUCCCUGCACCUGUCCGCCCCCACUGGGCGAGUGCCCAAGUGACAUAUCCGACUGUGCCGCGUACAUAGAAGCAAAGAGACGAGUGGUGUCGCCGGAAUACUUCAAGACAGCCGUUAGCUUAGGUUACUCAUUCGUCGUCACCUGGAUCACCAGCUUUGUCAUGGUGAUUGUGCACGAGCGUGUGCCCGACAUGAAACGCUAUCCACCGCUGCCCGAUAUCUUUCUCGACAACGUGCCCCACAUUCCCUGGGCGUUCAACAUGUGCGAGAUAACCGGCUCGCUCUUAUUCACCAUUUGGCUCUUUGUGCUCAUCUUUCACAAAUACAGAACGGCCUUGCUGCGCAGAUUCUUCGCCUUGGCGGGCACCGUCUUCCUCUUGCGUUGCGUCACCAUGCUGAUUACGUCGCUGAGUGUGCCAGGCACUCAUCUGCAGUGCAAUCAGAAAGACUUUGCUAUCGAUGAUCCGAACAUUGAUAUGUUUGGUGCUUUGGUUAUUCGCAUGACGCGCGCUUACAGAAUUUGGAGCGGUCUGGGCAUGUCCAUACAGGGGGUCAGAACCUGUGGAGAUUAUAUGUUUAGUGGUCAUACGGUAGCGUUGACGUUGCUUAACUUUUUUAUAACUGAAUAUACGCCGCGCAAUCUUUACUUUCUGCAUACGUUAACCUGGUUAUUAAACAUGUUUGGUAUAUUUUUUAUACUUGCGGCUCAUGAGCAUUAUUCCAUAGAUGUUUUUGUGGCAUUCUAUAUAACUUCUAGAUUGUUUCUAUACUAUCAUACGCUAGCCAACAAUAGGGCUCUCAUGCAAAGUGAUUCCAACCGCACGCGCAUUUGGUUUCCCAUGUUUAGUUACUUCGAGAGCACCGUGGACGGCAUUAUUCCAAAUGAAUUUGAUACGUUUGGUUCGUUGAUAGAAUCAUUUGUUGGUCAAGUCAUUUACGUCAAGGACCGCAUCUUAUUGGCCACACAGCUCUCCUGGCAGAGCAACAUACAAUCGAUUUAUUCGAAUAGAUCUUCGUUGAAUGUAAAUAACAAAUCAGAACAGGAUGUUUAUACGCGCACUCGUGCUGCAGUUUCCAAAUAUUUCAGCUCCCAUCGCUCGAUGGGCAGCACUGUAAGCAUUAGCAAUACAGGAGUUAUAUCAACCACGCCUAUUAGAACUAGCCCUACACCUCGAAGGCGUACAGUUGUUGAUGCCGGUGUGAAUGUGAAUGUCAUACCAGUUACGCCUAAUAGCGAUUCCAGAUCCUCGCAAGCAGAGAAGAAAUUACUCUGAUUUGGCUUCCAGUAAUUAUUAUUUUUGGCUCUUUCGACUUAUUUGUUUAUAACGACUGAUAAUUUUUAUUUCUCAAAAUUAAUUCAAAAAGAUUAUUUUCUUCCAGUUACAGCAACUCUAAACUGUAUUAUUCACUCGUAGUGCCUUCCGGGUAGUUCUCUCCAGAUAUUACUUCUCAUAAAAAUAAACCAGCUUUAGUUAAACAA